Molecule: messenger RNA, 1278 nt
Organism: Choloepus didactylus (southern two-toed sloth)
Lineage: Eukaryota; Metazoa; Chordata; Mammalia; Pilosa; Megalonychidae
Gene: SEC11A
Product: SEC11 homolog A, signal peptidase complex subunit
Exons: 6
Coding region: 268-807 (179 amino acids)
Cellular component (GO): membrane; signal peptidase complex
Molecular function (GO): serine-type endopeptidase activity
Source: RefSeq, a predicted model, not a curated record
UCCGAGGGUUCUCGGCAGGUGAGGGCUGGAUCAGGUGGGCCCCUUUAUCUCGAGGCCAGGCCGGGAAGCUGGACGGGGAGUGCCGUGAGUUUCUUUGUCUCCAAGCCGCAGCGAAGGGGCGGGUCAGCGACCGUGCCAGCCCCGGAAGCGGAAGUGUGGACACCGCAGGGGUCAGUCUAGUGUUAGCUCUGCCUGUGAGCCCGCUGUUCUGCCUGCCGGUUCCACCGCCCUUUUCCUCUCGUCCGUGUGCUGCUCGCCGGCCUCGCCAUGCUAUCUCUAGACUUUUUGGAUGAUGUGCGGCGAAUGAACAAGCGUCAGCUCUAUUAUCAAGUCCUAAAUUUUGGAAUGAUUGUCUCCUCAGCACUAAUGAUCUGGAAGGGGUUAAUGGUAAUAACUGGAAGUGAAAGUCCAAUUGUAGUGGUGCUCAGUGGCAGCAUGGAACCUGCAUUUCAUAGAGGAGAUCUUCUUUUUCUAACGAAUCGAGUUGAAGAUCCCAUAAGAGUGGGAGAAAUUGUUGUUUUUAGGAUAGAAGGAAGAGAAAUUCCCAUAGUCCACCGAGUCUUGAAGAUUCAUGAAAAGCAAAAUGGACAUAUCAAGUUUUUGACCAAAGGAGAUAAUAAUGCCGUUGACGACCGAGGCCUCUAUAAACAAGGACAACAUUGGCUAGAGAAAAAAGAUGUUGUGGGAAGAGCGAGGGGCUUUGUUCCUUAUAUUGGAAUUGUGACGAUCCUUAUGAAUGACUAUCCUAAAUUUAAGUAUGCAGUGCUCUUUUUACUGGGUUUAUUUGUGCUGGUCCAUCGUGAGUAAGAAGUCUGCCUUGCUGUUCCUGGGAAGAUGCUGUAAUUUUUGUUACUGAAUGUUUGGAGUAGAUACUGAUCUGUGAUUGAUGGAAUGGAGACACACAUUUUGGCGCUUCUUGGUAGCACUGGUUUGCAUUAAUGUUUCCUUGCCAGAGUAUGUGUGGGUGGGUACAUGUGCACCACAAAGUGCACUCAAGGGUACUUUCAAUCACAGGAUUUCAUAUGUUGUCAUUGUCACACUUUCACAUUUUUGUACAUCAGUGAAUUUUUUAUAUUAAAAGGUUAAGCCAAAGCCCCCAGUGUUUGUAUUUUGAAGCCAAGCUUCACUUCUAAAGUGCCUACAGAGUUCUGUAAAUGAAAAUGCAGCUCUGCACGAGUUUGAGGCUGCCAUUCCCCCUUAUAAUGGGAGUGGCAUGGACUGAGGAGGUCAUAAGUCUUAACUUUUCAGAAUUUUGAAUAAAAUACUUUGCACAUUGAA